AUGAAAUCAGAAUUUGUGAAGGUUGAAUAUUCAAGAUGCCCACCCCUACAAGAGCAUCCCGUUCGGUUCAUAUAUUUUUACACAUUGUUAUUUGAAACUUCUCUUAUGAGUAAAGAUCAUAUCUUUUUGACGAGUGGACAAACACCCCAGCGGAAGGCAUCAAAGUCACCAGGAAGAGCGUUAAAGUCUGUUGGAAGGUCACGCAGUAGAAGCAAGAGCAAAAGUCGUGCAAAGAAAGCCGUUGGUAGACCUAAAGGUAGUAAAUCACCAGCCCCAGCUAGCAGAACACCAAGAAGUCGAACACCAAGAAAGACAGUGGUUGAAGAUACAGUAGAUAAAGUAGAAGUGAGAGCUAGGACUAGAUCUAGAUCACGAACCAGAACUCCAGUAGAUGUUACUCCAGUUAGACAGUCAGCUAGAAUUAGUGCUCUUGUAGAAAAAGAG
Messenger RNA from Lottia gigantea (owl limpet), 444 nucleotides. RefSeq lists its product as hypothetical. The record is from RefSeq and is a predicted model, not a curated record. NCBI's taxonomy places the organism in Eukaryota, Metazoa, Mollusca, Gastropoda, Lottiidae. The annotation marks the transcript as partial. The transcript is spliced from 4 exons.